Molecule: messenger RNA, 183 nt
Organism: Acanthoscelides obtectus
Lineage: Eukaryota; Metazoa; Arthropoda; Insecta; Coleoptera; Chrysomelidae
Source: the annotation of a GenBank genome assembly
AUGCCUUGCAUAUGUUUAGUUCUCCAUAUUUUCUAUAGAAGCACUGAUAACGGUUGUACUAUUUCGCAUAAUGCAAAAAACGAUGAGAAAACUCUCAGCAUUCAACAAAGUGAUCAUAUCUCUAAAAGGUAUUCCCCCUCUGAGAGAAAUAGCUACUACGCACAUGAUAGUUGUGAUGAAUGA